AUUGAAAACAUUAUUGGCAUUGUUGAAUUCGAUUUUCAUAAUGACAAGCAAGGGCGGAUGUUUUGGUUAGCUAAUCUAGCAAGUCUGGUUGUUUGGCUACCACGGCAACUACUGUAGCUAUCUAGUAAACUUGCUAGCUACUUCAGCGGAUGUUGAACACAUUUCUACCGGCAAAUGUGUUACAUUAUAGCCAUGGUUCUAUGCGUUCUCUGGAAAAUGAUAGUCGUGGAACACACCUUCCACGUUGUUCAUUAUUUUCCAUAGAACGCAUAGCCCCUCGUUGAUUGUCCCUUACACUAUUCAUUCCUGAACAGCCAGGCAUGAUUCAUUGACAUUAGCAACUCAACCAAGUGUGCGUUUGGGCGUGCAUAUUAAAAUAUCUUACAAAUAGCCCUCCAUUCACUCAGUGCUUUAUGUAAACACAUUCAUUAUGUGUAGACAUACUGCCAUAUACAUUGAAACCAUUUCUACACUGUAUAUAUAAAAUGUGCUUGGUCAAAUAUAACUUCUAUGGUCCUGUGCUAUGUAUAGCUUUUUGUUUAGAUAUGCUCUUACUGGGUCUUACUGUAAAUAAUGAAUAGGCUCCCUCUAGUCUUUAUGAAUAUUUCUGGUAGCUCCUAGAAAGCAUGGUUAUCUUUGAGUGUCAUGUCGUGCCUUUGGUGUGUAUAAAAAGUGUUUUCAACUUGUAUUUUGGGGUCAAGUCCAUUUCAAUGUAUUUCAAUUUGAAGAACUUGUUUUGACUCAAUUUAAAUUGAACCAUGAUAUAAACAGACAUUUUGAAACUAAACAUCUGAUACUUUGUUUACCUUGGCAGCUACCUCCCGAGUGGCGCAGCGGUCUAAGGCUCUGCAUCUCGGUGCUAGAUGUGUCACUACAGACCCUGGUUCGAUUCCAGGCUGUAUCACAACCGGCCGUGAUUGGGAGUCCCAUAGGGAGGCGCACAAUUGUCCCAGCGAUGUACGGAUUAGGGUUUGGCCGCCGUUGACUUGCCUAGUUAAAUAAAGGCUGCAGCUGACUUCGUGAAGGCCCACUUGCCAGAGUCUCUGAGGCAGCAGCUGCUGUCCUAUGACAGGGAGAAGAGGGAGGGCGUUCUCUCCUACCACAGCAUCCUGGAGCAGCGCAUCCUGGCUGUGGACCGAGACAUGGUGGACAAGCUCUCCGCCAAUCAUGACGAAGCAGGCACUACAUGUCUGGUGGCCCUGCUAUCAGACCGGGAGCUAACAGUGGCCAACGUUGGGGACUCGCGGGGCGUGCUGUGUGACAAGGAUGGGAAUGCGGUGGCCCUGUCACAUGACCACAAGCCCUACCAGCUCAAAGAGCGCAAGAGGAUCAAGAGGGCAGGGGGCUUCAUAAGCUUCAACGGUUCAUGGCGAGUCCAGGGCAUCCUGGCCAUGUCUCGAUCGCUGGGCGACUACCCCCUGAAGAACCUCAACGUGGUCAUCCCCGAUCCUGACGUGUUGACCUUUGACCUGGACAAGCUGCAGCCCGAGUUCAUGAUCCUGGCGUCGGACGGCCUGUGGGACGCCUUCAGCAACGAGGAGGCGGUGCGCUUUGUGCGCGAGCGCCUGGACGAGCCGCACUACGGUGCCAAGAGCAUUGUGCUGCAGUCCUUUUACCGCGGCUGCCCAGACAACAUCACUGUCAUGGUGGUCAAGUUCAAGAGUGGUCCCGUGGGGAGCAGGGCUGGGGAGUAGAGAUGGUGAUGAGGUCACGAUGUCAUGAUAGGGUCAUCAUUAUUGUUGGAUUGUCUCUUCUCCCUUGUUGAUAGUGUAGCAAGCUAUCAACCUGGGGAGGAUUGGGAACUGUCGCAACCUGGAUACCUGGCAUUCUCUUUGACACGCACGUACCCCUACACCCAAAACUAUUCGUUUUCAUUUCUGACCAUAACUUUUGGAUAGAUACACAUUUUUGUUUGAUAUAUGGAUUUUACUCUGAAGCUGGAGUGCUAGAUCGUCCUGACACACACACCUCCGUCUCACACGUUGGCAUUCAGCAUGAACACUAAUCUCAUCCAUUCAACCUUUACUGACACACAACUGGAGAUCACCCCUUCUGCAUCAAUGAGAAGAUGACUCUCUGACUCAACCAGCACUGCAUACUGUGAUCUACUGUUCUCUACCAACAAACAACAGCAGUCAAAGGACAGACAAUGUCCUGAAGAGAAAAAAAAAGAAAAAAAGUACCUUUUGGGACUUUUAUUGUUGUGGAAUGAUAAGCCCUUAUAUCAGCCCAUAAAAAUGCUGUAAGUUCCUUGGUCGUAUACAGGAUCAAACCCUGACUUAGCUCCAGCCAUUGCCUUUUUUUGUUAACACAGUCUUAACCAGGCUGAUGUAUAGUUACUCUAUUAUGGUACUGGACCUGUAUAGGAUAUUUGUUUAGCCUAUCCAUGUUUGGGAAAGAUCUGUGAAUGUUAGCACACAGGUGUUGGUGCUUCCGUCGGAGUCGACUGAUUCAAAGGCUACACAGCUGAGACAGGAAGGCUAAUUGCCAGUAAUAUGCAAUAUGAUUGGAGUGAAUACUGAUGUGUCAAUAAGGCCAGGAUCAUGUUAGAGACCAAGGAUGGCCAACUUUGCUCCAGAAGUAGCAGCAGUGUGUGCAGGGUUUCAUUCCAGCCCAGCACACCUGAUUCAAAGAGUUUUAAGUAAUAAAGACUGCACACACGGGUUAUCCAGGAACAGUUGGCCACCCUUGUGUUAGUUUUACUACUGUACUACUGUAUUGAAUACUAAAAUUACUACUGUAUUUCAUAGGUACAUUUUAUGCUUGAAAUUGUGGCAAGCCUUUUAUAAUUUAACAAUGUACCUUAUUUGCCUUAUUUGUUGUUUCCGUUUUAAUAUUAUUGCCAAAACAAAACAUAUACAGCUGUUUAUUGUUGACCUUUACACAUGCAUAAGUCGAUGAUGUAACAACAAGCGUCGCUUGUAGACAGCUCACCUACAAGUCACUCGUAUACUCUGCCAAACACAAAAUGUACGACUUUGCUGAAUACAGUCUGUCAGUAUUAAAAUUCAAUGCUACCUUGUGAAA
Molecule: messenger RNA, 3027 nt
Organism: Oncorhynchus mykiss (rainbow trout)
Lineage: Eukaryota; Metazoa; Chordata; Actinopteri; Salmoniformes; Salmonidae
Product: protein phosphatase 1L
Biological process (GO): protein dephosphorylation
Molecular function (GO): protein serine/threonine phosphatase activity; cation binding
Source: RefSeq, a predicted model, not a curated record